AUGCCUCCCAAAGCCGCCGACAAGAAGCCCGCCGCCAAGGCCCCCGCGACGGCGAGCAAGGCUCCUGAGAAGAAGGAUGCAGGCAAGAAGACUGCUGCAUCGGGUGACAAGAAGAAGCGCUCCAAGACUCGCAAGGAGACGUACAGCUCCUACAUCUACAAGGUCCUCAAGCAGGUGCAUCCCGACACGGGUAUCUCGAACCGCGCCAUGUCCAUCCUGAACUCCUUUGUCAAUGACAUAUUCGAGCGUGUCGCCACUGAAGCCUCCAAGCUGGCUGCUUACAACAAGAAGUCGACCAUUUCCUCGCGGGAAAUCCAGACCUCAGUCCGCCUGAUCCUGCCAGGUGAACUGGCCAAGCACGCCGUCUCUGAAGGCACCAAGGCCGUCACCAAGUACUCCUCGUCCACGAAAUAA
This is a messenger RNA of Hirsutella rhossiliensis, 414 nucleotides long. Its product is annotated as core histone h2A/H2B/H3/H4 domain-containing protein. The transcript is spliced from 3 exons. The record is from RefSeq and is a predicted model, not a curated record. Bases 1 to 414 code for a protein of 137 amino acids. Gene Ontology annotation, molecular function: protein heterodimerization activity; structural constituent of chromatin; DNA binding. Gene Ontology annotation, cellular component: nucleosome. Gene Ontology annotation, biological process: nucleosome assembly. Lineage: Eukaryota; Fungi; Ascomycota; Sordariomycetes; Hypocreales; Ophiocordycipitaceae.